AUGUCUACUGCAAGAACAAAUAUCCCGUUUUCCAGGGAAUCCUUGGAACAAACUUUGAAAAGAAGAUUUUUUUAUGCCCCAUCAUUUGAAAUUUAUGGUGGUGUUGCUGGUUUAUUCGAUUUUGGACCACCAGGUUGUGCUUUCCAAAAUAAUGUCAUUGAUGCCUGGAGAAAACACUUUAUUUUAGAAGAAGACAUGUUGGAAGUUGAAGCUACCAUGUUGACCCCACAUGAUGUUUUGAAAACUUCCGGUCAUGUUGAUAGAUUCACCGAUUGGAUGUGUAAAGAUUUGAAGUCAGGUGAAAUUUUCCGUGCUGACCAUUUGGUUGAAGAAGUCUUGGAAGCAAGAUUGAAAGGUGAUAAAUUAGCCAGAGGUGAAAAAAUCAGUGAAGAAGAAGAUGAAGACAAGAAAAAGAGAAAAAAGAAGGUUAAGGAAAUCAAGAAUGUUAAAUUGGAUGAUGAAGUUGUUAAGGAAUAUGAAAACGUCUUGGCACAAAUUGAUGGUUUCUCUGGUCCACAAUUGGGUGAAUUAAUUGUCAAAUACAAUAUCACCAACCCAACAACUGGUGGUAAAUUGGAACCACCAAUCGAAUUCAACUUGAUGUUUGAUACUGCUAUUGGUCCAUCUGGUAACUUGAAAGGUUAUUUGAGACCAGAAACUGCUCAAGGUCAAUUCUUGAACUUUAACAAAUUAUUGGAAUUCAACAAUGACAAGAUGCCAUUUGCUUCUGCCUCAAUUGGUAAAUCUUUCAGAAAUGAAAUUGCUCCAAGAGCUGGUUUAUUGAGAGUUCGUGAAUUCUUGAUGGCUGAAAUUGAGCAUUACGUUGACCCUGAAGAAAAAAGUCAUCCAAAAUUCAAUGAUGUCAAAGAUAUUAAAUUGAAAUUCUUGCCAAAGAAUGUUCAAGAAUCUGGUUCUACUGAAUUGAUUGAAGAAUCUAUUGGUAAAGCUGUUUCUUCUGGAAUGGUUGACAACGAAACUUUGGGUUACUUUAUUGCUAGAAUCUACCAAUUUUUGAUUAAAAUUGGUGUUGAUCCAUCCAGAUUGAGAUUCAGACAACAUAUGUCCAAUGAAAUGGCCCAUUAUGCCUCCGAUUGUUGGGAUGCUGAAUUGCAAACUUCAUACGGUUGGAUCGAAUGUGUCGGUUGUGCUGAUAGAUCCGCUUAUGAUUUAUCUGUUCAUUCCGCUAGAACUGGUGAAAAAUUAGUUGCUAGACAAGCAUUGGCUGAACCACGUACUGUUGAAAAUUUCGAAAUCGAAAUUGCCAAGAAGAAGUUUGGUCCAAAAUUCAGAAAAGAUGCCGGUACUGUUGAAAAAUGGUUAACUUCUAGAACACAAUGUGAAUUAGAAGAUUUGGGUAAAGAAUUGGAAGCUAACGGUAAAAUUGUUGUUCAAGUUAAAGGUGUUGAAGGUGAUAUUGAAUUGGAUACUGAUUUGAUCAAGAUUGAAAAAGUCAAAAGAACUGAACACGUUAGAGAAUUUGUUCCUAAUGUUAUUGAACCAUCUUUUGGUAUUGGUCGUAUCUUGUACUCCAUUUUCGAACAUCAAUUCUGGUGUAGACCAGAUGAUGCCGACAGAGGUGUUUUAUCUCUUCCACCGAUUGUUGCUCCAACUAAAGUCUUGUUGGUUCCAUUGUCUAACAACCCUGAAUUGCAACCAGUUGUUAAGAAAGUUUCUCAAGCUUUAAGAAAAGAAAAGAUUCCAUUCAAGAUUGAUGACUCUGGUGCUUCUAUUGGUAAGAGAUAUGCAAGAAAUGAUGAAUUGGGUACUCCAUUUGGUAUUACUAUUGAUUUUGACUCUGUUAAAGAUGAUUCUGUAACCUUGAGAGAAAGAGACUCCACAAAACAAGUCAGAGGUUCAAUUGAAGAAAUCGUUGAAGCCAUUAAGGACAUCACCUAUAACGAUGGUACCUGGGCAGAAGGUACUGCUAAACUUAAGCCAUUUGAAGGUCAAUCCGCUUAG
Candida tropicalis MYA-3404 is the source of this 1959-nucleotide messenger RNA. It is a transcript of the gene GRS1, whose product is annotated as glycine--tRNA ligase. Gene Ontology annotation, biological process: mitochondrial glycyl-tRNA aminoacylation. Gene Ontology annotation, cellular component: mitochondrion; cytoplasm. Gene Ontology annotation, molecular function: ATP binding; glycine-tRNA ligase activity. NCBI's taxonomy places the organism in Eukaryota, Fungi, Ascomycota, Pichiomycetes, Serinales, Debaryomycetaceae. The transcript has a single exon. Bases 1 to 1959 code for a protein of 652 amino acids. The record is from RefSeq and is a predicted model, not a curated record.